AUGUUCGUGUUGGAUUUUCGUUGUAAAGUUUUCAAACUUUAGAAGCAAUCGUUAGAACGGAAAUAGGCUACAGUCUGCGGCGAUCGCAAAACAUUGGCUUAGUUUGGCUAAGUCUCAGUUUACCGAAUACCGAUGCAUGGGUCCAACCCGGGAGCGGAUGGGUGAUUGCUGGCUGAAGUGACAAGUGAGUCUGAGUUAUAUGCAUAAAUCCGUUUCAGUACGAAGCUGUGAAUGUCAGAUGCUGAAGCUUUCAACUUUCGCGUUCCAUAUAUCGCGUUAAAAAAUUUCAGCAGAAGUAUCCCUCUAUGAGGGUUGCCGCGCGGACGUUUCUGCCGACGACGCUGCAGGUGCGGUGAGCACAAGGCGACCCUCAGACUCGCAAAAGAGGACUGCAAGAAGAAAAAGUCUUCGCGUCCCAGCUGAAUAAUUCGAAUUCAUCAAGACCCGUUUAGUUUGAGAAGUGCUAGCAAGAAGUUGAGGCAGCUGGCUGUCCCAGUUGAGUGGUGGGGAGUGGGGCCAGAAGAUGGUGUCUAUACGACGCACGACAUCACUGGAUGCCCUCACCUCCAGACCUGCUGGGCCCCACGAGUGGUCCAGGCCCAUUACACUACACACGCUCCUGCUGCUCCACAAACACACACAAACCCCAGCGGCGUGGGUGGAGGAGUGGACGGACGUGCCGCCCCCAGGCUGGUGUGGCUCUGGCGUCCCCACAGCUGCAGGGGCGUCAGUGGACGAUGCAGUGGACGUGACGACAGCAGCGACCUCUCACGACCACCGCAGACGCCCUCACUCUAACCCCUGCAGUCCCCGGCACGCGCCCUGCAGUAAUGCUGUGGUGCCCUCCCUCGGCGCCUCCCCAGCUCGCAGGACUCUCAGUAUCAGGAGGACUCCGGACAGAGGCUUGCAGGACUCCCCCUCCUCCCCUCCUCCCCUGUGGUGUCCUUCCCCAUCUGUGCUCGCCCCCACGGCGCUCCCCCUGCAGGGGGAACCUCUGGAUAAAUUCAUCCGUCAGAGUAACGACUUAAUAUGUGUGCAGCUGAACGACGGGAGGCGGGCGCCGUUGCCAGGAUGUGGCCUCAAGACUCGCUCUGUCAACACCCAGACGACCUCCUCCCCCCACUCCGCGUCCCCCCACUCCCCCCAGCCUGAUUAUUCACCAAUAGACUGCAGCUUCUCCCCCGUUGCGUGCUCUCCCUCUGGGUCGCCUCUAGACUCCCCCACGGCUGAGGGAGACGGCAAGCUCAGGUCCAACUCCUCCCCGCACAUCAACAAGUUCCUGGCGCGGGAGCCUCCCACGGGCUCGCAGAGAGUCGCCCUCAGGGUCCGCGAUGGCAGAUGUGAAAGCGCUGAACCCUUCGUGGCUCCGAAGCCUUCAGUACCUUUCACCCUGCGUCCCAGCCUGGGGUCGGCCUUCUGUCCCCCUCAGAUGCGGACCUCCGCCGCUGCCGGUGACAUGACUGGCGACCGCUUGCAUCCUAGUGACCCGCGGGACGCUUGUGGGCCGCUGACACAACAGCAACGCGUGUCAGAUCACCUGGCCCCUCACUUCCCCAACGCUGACGUUGAAAGACUUGCUGACAAUGCUUGCGAUACAGUUUCUAGUAAAUGUUCUGCUUCGCUAGGUCUAGAUGAUAUACAAUAUCCUUCCAAUGCAGGAUUAGCUUCCUUAUCAGACGCCUCUAUGCUGGCGAGUCCUGCUGCCGGCAUACAAUAGCAUUAGUCAUGUUUAGUCUUACGUAGUCAUAAACUAGGCUUCUCGUCAAAUUUUUGACAAUUCCUAUUUCUUCAAAUACGAAUGGCUUAAUGUCAAGCUGUUCACUUUAGGUGGCUCAGUUUCUGUGCGAGAUACUUCUUUUUCUUCACGACUCUUCAGACCUAAUCUUUGCUUGAACCUAAAUACUUACAAACUUGCUGCUUUUCAGCAGACAUACCUUUUAUGAUUGUUUUCAAUUUAGUUUAGGUCGGGGAUUCUUAAGCACAUACAUCGCAAAUUAUUAAAGUAUCGUUAUGUUAUACUAGACACAAAUAAGCGAGAAUACGACGCAGUGCCACAGCUUGUUACACAAGCUUGUCAUAAACCUGAAAAAGAACUUGAGCUCAUGACAUUCUCAUCUCGUUAUAGGAAGUUUGUAAAACCACAAAUACUAUUGAUUUCCUUUAAUUUAUCCGCUUAAAUAUUCAGUUCUUAAGCGGUUAUCACGUUGUUUUUCUCCCUGUACUUUAAGCCUUGACGUUGCGCAUUGCUUUGGAGUCUAUAAGUGAGAAGUUUUGGUGCCGGGUGCUCGAUGUGUUGCAGUACAAAUCACCUGCCAUAAAAUAGAUACUCUCGUUUAUUCCAUUGACUCGGCCUGCGUACUCGGCUGCUGCUUCAGUUUUGCCGAGUCAGGAUUAGGGAAUGUUAUUUUAGUCUUGCUAAGUUAUUUGUAUAAUAAUUUACCUUCUUCCUGUGAACGAAAUUGUUAUAUUACAAAACCUUUUAUUGUGAGUUAUAUUUCUUUUUACAUUUUCGGAGGGUUAAUGAAACGGAGGGUUAAUGUUCUAAAUUUUCGGAGGGUAAAUGAAACGGAGGGUUAAUGUCCUAACUCCAACAAUCAGCAAUUGUCGUUAUAACUUCUAAUAUCUAUAUUUGCGGUAUGAAACGUGCCGUAAGAAGGCUUCAAAUUCGAAUGAGAAUUAUUAGAAAUAACAUUUGCUCAAUUCGUAUGUGUGAGCAGAACGAUGUAUUACUUAUUGAAAAAUUCCAUGUUAUUUUGAAAAUCAACUAAUUAUUAAUUAGAAAUAAUUAUAACGGAGAAAUAUUGAUAAGCCUGCGUUAGUCAAGUGUGUCGCAGAAGAGCGUUUUGUAUACGUUGCUUCAACGUCAAGUCUUUGAAAAGAAAGAUUUUUUCAUAACAGCUUAAUUUUUAAAUAUUCCUUCGUGGUUUUUUGUAGGGCAUACGUUGGUUAUUAUUAAAUCAACUCUACUGAGAUCGAUUUCAUGGCAAUGCUUCAUAAUGUGUCGCAUGACCUUUCCCCAUUAUUUGUCUCUGGUAUGAAAACUUCGCUGCUGCAGGUUCUCUUAUAAUUACGCUAUAUAUAUUCUGUUUACUAUUUCGGGUUAGGAUUUCUUUUUUGCAUACCCGAACUUGUAAUAAUGAUCGAAUAUCUUGCGUCAAUGCUGGCUAGCUGUCGUAGCUCAGCUACGGUGACCGAAACCAUCCCUACUCUGUUCUUUCUUGAAGUGAUGCUCUUAUGUUCCCAGAACAUUUGAACGCAAGUAAUAAUAACCUUACACCGAAGUUUUGUGCUGAAUGCCCCCGCGAUGUUAACUAACUUAUUAGCCUGCGGGCACCCGACCGUCCUUAUCAGUUCUCCCGCCCUACGACGCUGCAACCAUCAUAAGAAAUUCGUUCUAAAGUCCAAUGAAAAUCCAGCGUUGGAGGCUCUGCUAAUACCUUUCUCUCAAAUCCCCAUCUGGUACGCUUUAUUUUCAUCGCGAUUGCGAUUUAGGGAUUUGAUAACGAUGUUUCAGUCGUUUGAAGUAUUGAGCGUCACGAUUUUGUUAUGGCUUGCUUAGUGGGGGACUGCUGUCUUUUUCAGCAUCCGAAUCGCCUUGACCGGUAGUUUGAAUCACACGACUUGUAAGUUUCAUAAUCUUUUCUUGUGAAGCAGAUUACGUUGUGUGCUCUUACAUCACCUCUGCUACAUCUUAUGCAUAAGAAGCAGACCAUAAAAUAUUCAUGUUUCAUUGUAUAUUAAUCAUGAACAGAAGUUUAUGUUCAGUAUUAGACGAAUCAAGUGAAAUAGAAUAAAUAUUCCUCGAUA
Hyalella azteca is the source of this 3807-nucleotide messenger RNA. RefSeq lists its product as uncharacterized. Bases 524 to 1717 code for a protein of 397 amino acids. The transcript is spliced from 7 exons. The record is from RefSeq and is a predicted model, not a curated record. Lineage: Eukaryota; Metazoa; Arthropoda; Malacostraca; Amphipoda; Hyalellidae.